This is a messenger RNA of Arthroderma uncinatum, 864 nucleotides long. RefSeq lists its product as uncharacterized. The record is from RefSeq and is a predicted model, not a curated record. NCBI's taxonomy places the organism in Eukaryota, Fungi, Ascomycota, Eurotiomycetes, Onygenales, Arthrodermataceae. The coding region runs from base 1 to 864 and encodes 287 amino acids. The transcript has a single exon.
AUGGAAGAAACCUUUCAGACCGCCACAGACUUUUCCCUGAUCACCCACGCGGAUCCAAGAUGUGUGGUGUCCUGUUGCAUAUCUACUGGCUUAAUCCGCGGCAUUUUGAGAGGGGAAAUUUUGGAUGAAAAAGACCUGGACAUUCUCUUAGAGAGCGCGUAUAAAUGGGUCGAUGCAUGGAUUCGAGAUGUUCGACUCGCUAAGGAUGGAGAACCUGAACAGAACGAAGGCGAAACAUCAGAACCUGACGUUCGGGAGUUCCUUGAUAAGGAAGAGUUCGACAAGCACGCAUAUGCAAAGACAUUUGCGGAUCUACAACUCGAUGAUUCAUCCAAGAUUGGAUACGUGUAUAAAUGUUUGGGAUCGGCCAUAUUAAGUCUUCGAAUGGGCAUGCAGCAAUCGCCUUAUAGCAAUAACCCUGGAGUCGGAUCCCCUGCUGCGCUACCUAACUCGGCCAUUUUCGAAAAUAUAAUCACGGAGCUCACCUAUGAAGCUGGCGAUGCAGACACCAAUGCAUGUGCCGCAGGCGCCCUCCUCGGCAGUUGGUUAGGGUAUAACUCUCUUCCAUCACACUGGAGGGAUGGUAUGGACAAUCGCAACUGGCUGAUGGAGAAAUGUAACGCUCUUAUCCAGCUUAUAGGAGCGGGGAGCAAUGUGCCUACGUCCAAGUAUGAUGGGAAAUCGGAUCCUGACACCCUUCCAGAUGGCGGUAAGGGGUUGAUGGAUGAAAAAGAGCUGGGCAAAAGAGAUAGUGACAUGAUGUUCAAGUACAUGACGCGUCAUGCGGAAGGGGUGGCAGAGGAGAAAGCCCGUCUGAAGGAGGAAGAGCGACAGAAAAAAGGAUGGAGAAGUUUCUUGGGAUGA